AUGGCCUGGCUGGGCGCGCUGCUCCUGGCCGCCGCCCUGGGCGCGCUGCUCAGCUUCGCACUGCUGGCGGCCGCCGUGGCCAGCGACUACUGGUACGUCCUGGAGGUGGCGGACGCCGGCAACAGCACCGGGCGGGCCGCGCGGCUGUCCUCGCACUCGGGGCUCUGGCGCGUCUGUGAAGGGCAAAACAGCUGCAUCCCCCUGAUCGAUCCCUUUACCAGUGGGAACCUGGAUGUCCCCACCUCAGUGCAGCACCUCAUCUCCCUGCACCGAGCUGUCAUGGUGACCCUGCCCCUGAGCCUCGUCCUCAUCGUGUGUGGCUGGAUCUGUGGCCUCUUGGGCUCCCUGACACGGAGCGUGGUCCUCCUCUUCUUCACCGGCUGCUACUUAUUGUUAGGAGGUGCCCUGACCCUGGUAGGGGUCAGCGUCUACAUCAGCUACUCCCACCUGGCCUUUGCCGAGACCGCCCGCCAGUACGGCCCCCGGCACAUGCAGGACAUCCGCAUCAGCUUCGGCUGGUCUCUAGCCCUGGCCUGGGGCUCCUGCGCCUCCGAGGCGCUCAGCGGCUUCCUCCUGCUCGCAGCAGCCCGUGCCCUCAGCCUCAGCCGGCAGCCGGGGCCCCCACUCUGUGGUCAUCUGAGUCCCAGAGGGGCAACCCUGGUGUGCCAUGCUGUCCUCUUUCCUGGGGCCCCGGGGCAGGUGCAGGAGCUGCCCGCUGUGCUGGGGAGGAGGGAGUAUGCAGGAGGCACUGUGGGCUUGCUGAAGGAGCGCGGGUGGAAGGCUUCCCCUUGA
Molecule: messenger RNA, 792 nt
Organism: Neogale vison (American mink)
Lineage: Eukaryota; Metazoa; Chordata; Mammalia; Carnivora; Mustelidae
Gene: TMEM235
Product: transmembrane protein 235
Cellular component (GO): apical plasma membrane
Source: RefSeq, a predicted model, not a curated record